Molecule: messenger RNA, 738 nt
Organism: Pyrus x bretschneideri (Chinese white pear)
Lineage: Eukaryota; Viridiplantae; Streptophyta; Magnoliopsida; Rosales; Rosaceae
Exons: 1
Coding region: 1-738 (245 amino acids)
Source: RefSeq, a predicted model, not a curated record
AUGGAUAACACCAGGAACCACAAUAGGAAGCGAGCCCGAGAUGACUCGGAGAACUCGGACUCCUCAGAAACCAACCAUACCCAACCCGUGUCAAAACUUGUCCGAGUUGACUCGAGCAACUCGGUUGCGAGCUCCCACGAGUCCGGCACCACCGGAGAGGAAUCGAACAAUUUGGAUGUUAACUCGGGCGAGUCGUUGACUCAGACUCCCGACCGAGGUGACUCGGACGAGUUGAUGGGCUCGGCAGAGGUCAAGCUGAUACAAGACGAUCUACUAAACAUCCUGGACGACUCUGACGCCGUCCCAGAGAUUCAAGGCCUUGACUCGGUGAUUAAGAGCUUCGAGGAAGAGAUACAAGUUCCGGCAUUUCCCGCGUCUGAAGCCACGUCAGCUUCAGGCCAGUCGACGCAGCCGGAACUUGGUUACCUUCUGGAAGCUUCUGACGACGAGCUUGGUCUUCCACCGACCAAUGGAGCAAGUGAGGAGGGAAAAAUCGAGGCUGCUGAUUUCACCACGAGUGGCUCCGAGGCCGUUGAAUUGGAUGGCAUGGUAGGGUUCGAGAACGACAUGAUUCCGAGUUACGACUCGUUCGGCUUCGGAAUCGGUGGCGACUCUGAAUUUGCUAAUAACAAUUAUAUUGGUGGGGUGGAGUACCUGGCUUUAGACGGUUUGUUUGAUUACCCGGGCGGCGGCGUUGCGGAUGUUUCGUGGCGAACCGAGUCCCUUUCGGCUUUGUAG